Messenger RNA from Panicum hallii, 1294 nucleotides. RefSeq names its product myb family transcription factor PHL11-like. Gene Ontology annotation, molecular function: DNA-binding transcription factor activity; DNA binding. The transcript has 6 exons. Bases 235 to 1062 code for a protein of 275 amino acids. NCBI's taxonomy places the organism in Eukaryota, Viridiplantae, Streptophyta, Magnoliopsida, Poales, Poaceae. The record is from RefSeq and is a predicted model, not a curated record.
CCCCCGGCACCAGAUUCACACCGCGCCGUGCGGCCGCUGCCUCUAGGUAGCUGCAAGCAGCAGCCGGCCGGGGCGGACGCGCGUGUUCGCGAGCUGCGAGCUAGCUAGUUGCAGCGCAGGCGUACGGAUCGCUGCCGCGCCGCGGCGAGCCAGCUGCUCCGCAAUCGACAAGCCGGCCGCGGGCGCGGGGAGCGAGGAUCAGACCGAGACCGAGAGACAGGCCGCGCGGUCAGCAUGUUCGAGGGGAUGGAGAGGGCGGGGUACGGCGGCGCGGCGGCGAUGGGCGGCGUGGUGCUGUCGCGGGACCCCAAGCCGCGGCUGCGGUGGACGCCCGACCUUCACGAGCGCUUCGUCGAGGCCGUCACCAAGCUCGGCGGGCCCGACAAAGCGACGCCCAAGUCGGUGCUGAGGCUGAUGGGAAUGAAAGGGCUCACCUUGUACCACCUCAAGAGUCAUCUCCAGAAAUACAGGCUUGGAAAGCAGAGCAAGAAAGAUACAGGCUUGGAAGCCAGCAGAGGGGCAUUCGCAGCACAGGGCAUCAAUUUCUCCGCUCCAGUACCUCCUAGCAUUCCAUCUACGGCCGGUAACAAUACGGGAGAAACGCCACUUGCGGAUGCGCUGAAGUACCAAAUUGAAGUCCAAAGGAAACUCCAUGAGCAGCUUGAGGUGCAGAAGAAGCUGCAAAUGCGAAUCGAGGCCCAAGGCAAAUACCUGCAAACAAUACUAGAGAAAGCCCAGAACAACCUGUCCUACGACGCAACAGGAGCUGCGAACCUGGAGGCAACCAGGUCGCAGCUGACAGACUUCAACCUCGCGCUCUCAGGUUUCAUGGACAACGUGUCACAAGCGUGUGAGCAGAACAAUGGCGAACUGGCGAAAGCCAUGACCGAGGACAACCUCAGAGCGAGCAAUCUAGGCUUUCAGCUGUACCAUGGAGUUCAUGACGGCGAGGAUGUCAAGUGCACUCCAGAUGAAGGACUGCUGCUGCUGGAUCUGAACAUCAGAGGAGGCUACGACCACCGGUCUACGGCGGAUUUGAAGAUGAAUCAGCACAUGAGAUGAAAAAUCUGUAGAAGGACGACAGCCAUAGUUUAAUCUAAGAGUUCCCCUUGUGUUGUGAGAAAUUCUUUCGGCAAUCCUGAGGAUGCUUGUUUACAGCGUUGGUCUGAUGUAAAAUUUGUGGCAAGAGGCUCCGAAUAAGCAUAGCAAUUGAGCUAAUCUUAUACGAGAUCUGUGUAAUUCAUAUGUAUCUAGAAUCGAAAGAGCUGCAAGGGUCAUGCAGCGUUUCCAAGCA